AUGUCUUUUCUUAUUUCUAUUUUCAUUCUUGUCAUCGUCUACAAGCGUAUUCAUCCAUUAAUAUCAAAUGUUCCAGUUCUACUUACAUGCAAUACAUACCUUACUUUACUCUUUGGAGCUUUGAUGAUGGUCAUUAUAUAUAGUUAUAGUAUAUAUGGUGAUAUAUAUGCUUCAGAUUCAUGUAAUAAUUAUUUAUGUCAAUUACAUGGCUAUUUUAUUCAUGUUUUUAUAUGUGCAUUUUAUUAUUCAUGUGUUCUUCAAGCUAUUCUUCGAUUAUUUCGAAUAGUCUUCUAUAAACAGAAGAGAUUACAAUCACAUCAUCUUUUCUUUAUUGGAAUAAUUAUUCAAUGGCUUAUAUCUUUUCUUUAUAUUCUUAUUCAUCUUCUUACAAAAGAUUUUGAAUAUUCAUCUUUUGCACAUAGUUGUUGGAUUUCUUUUAAAAAUAUUCGUGCACUUUUUCAAGCUUUACUUAUCAUGUAUGUUGGUCCGAUAUCAAGCGUAUGUCUAAUAUAUGCUUAUAUCAUCCGAUAUACUCGUCAAACAAUUCAUAUUCAACAGCAACGACAAAUUCUUAAUAGACGAGACAUACUUGUUCUUAAACGCAUUCUUAUUGUUGUACUGGUUGCAAUGGGCAUUGGUAUAGCCACAGUAUUUACAUUGAUGAACUAUAUUAUUACUAAUUAUUUGAUUCCAAUAGCUUAUCAUUUACAAGGAUUGAGUAUAUCAGGUGGAUUUAUUAUAGGAUCUAUUAGUUUUGCAUUUAUUACACCACAAAUACAUAAUAUAUUUAAAAUGAGACAACGAAGAGUAAAUCCUGCAACUAUGAUCACAAUAACUUCUCGACGACCGCACUAA
This is a messenger RNA of Rotaria sp. Silwood1, 855 nucleotides long. The record is from the annotation of a GenBank genome assembly. NCBI's taxonomy places the organism in Eukaryota, Metazoa, Rotifera, Eurotatoria, Philodinida, Philodinidae.